AUGCUGUAUCCACCGGGCGCUAAUUGGAACGGGGUCAUACUACCACCCUCGACACGACUGCUGAAGGACUUCAAGGCGAAGACGGGCGGACAGCCAUCUAAGGUACAGCUUGUCCCCGCAAAUCUUGGCACUGUCUGCAUCGAGAGUCAUCUCUACGGAGUCUUCUUUCUACUCGCGGUGACGUCCAUAUACUUCCUCGUUCGACGGGCAAAACACAAUAUGAGGAGAAAGCAAAUCACAACUGGUAUAUGCAAGUCUCUGUUCAAGCGACCUAUGUUCGCAGCAGCGAUCGCGCUACUAAUAACAAUUACUGCGCGCUGGAUCCUGACUGUCACACGUCUUUUCCAAGCCUUCGUACUGUAUAAAGGAGGAAAUGCUCCACUGGAGUUCUACGGCGAUCUGCGUGAAACAACUGAGGUGUUCAAGACGGGUUUCCUAAUAGCUACGUUGGUUUUUGGAGACUCCAUGCUCAUCUACCGACUGUGGAUUGUAUGGGGUCAUAACACUUGGGUCAUUAUAUUCCCAUGUUGUACCUUAGUCAGCCUGAUGAUAUGCGGUGUGGGUAUCACCUAUCAGUUCACGCAACGCAUCCCAGGCGAAGAUGUCUCCGAUAUUGCCGCUGGACGCUGGAUUACUAGCGAUGCUGUCUUCACUCUAUGUAUAUUCCGCGCAUUUCUGUACUCACAGGGAUCCAGGUCGUUCAAUAUCUUCUUCUUUGCCGCAUACCAGUCCCAUUCGAAACUCCAGUUCAAUGCAGUGGAUAUCUGGUGCCCCGUGGCGGGAAUCUCAUUCAUGCUCAUCAAUGUCCGUGUGGGACUAGGGUGGGCGCAGAAGGCACACAAGAUCCCCCUCACUUCGAUCGAUGCGUCAAUGCUCCGCCAGCAGAUCGACAAUGAUUCGAUGCCUAUGCGACCAAUCACAGUCAAUAUCACCCGUGCAGUUGAUCACAUCAAAGAUAAGGAGCAGGACGCUGCGGGAGUGUCGAAGAACGAGGAUUUCGUUGAUGAAGUAGAUAUGGGACAUCAUCAUCCCCAAGACGUCGAGGGCUGGACAGCGUUCCUGUCUCUUCGUUUGCAGAUUGUUCUAUGGGAUAGCAGCGCGAACUAUGUUCACCUCGGCCUCCGCGAUUGGCGGUGGGCUUAUCCGAGUUGGUCUUGUAUUCGAGAGGAAAUAGUGCAGCUAGAACGCGAUAGCAUCACGCGGGCCAGCGCCCUCCUCGAACACAUCGCGCACGAUGUGGUCUUUGCGUCAUAUGUCCGGAAGAUGGCGGUGUAUGUGUUCAUCAACGACGCGGAGGAUAAGGUACUUGGAGCGCGACUGUCGCAAAUCGGCGGAAACCUCGGCCUUGAUUGCCCCGACGCUCUUGCGCAGGUUCUCCAUCUGAGGGAUCUCGAGUUACAGUAUUCCGAAGGCGUGGACGAAGUAGAGACUGUCAUCCAGCGCUGUCCCAACCUGUAUUCCUUUGGCCUUGCAUCGUACACCGGCGACCAUGAGGGCAUCAUGCAGGUGUUCGCGCGUAACAGCUCGGCCCUGCCUCAUCUCACAUCUUUGCGACACACGGGGUACGUUUCGCUGCGUGAGAACACGUUUAGCCUCGACGGGCUGGUCGAGUUCGUGAGGGAAAAGGCGCUACUGCGCAGGCUGGACUUUGCUGCCAGCUAUCGUUGGGCAGAACUCAAGACGCUGUUACCAUUUCUCAGAUCGUCGAAGACGCUGGACAUACUGGGGCUCUCGCUGCAGGCAGAGGUGUUCCGCAAGGAUGAUGCACGGCAUUUGCAGGCACACCUUCCUUCCCAGAUCCAUGCUCUACGCGUGCAUGUUCUCAUCAAGAGCCUUGAAGUGGACGCAGAUAUGUGGCAUGGGCUGGUCAGUGGCCUAGUGAUCAUUGAACCGAGGAUACGGCUAACGGUAUCGCAGUGGACGCACCUCCCCGAGCUCAGAUUCAUCUACGUCCACGAGGAACCACACGGGCGCGGUCCCGUGCUUGACGUCGAGCAGCUGGCCUCGAGAGCACCGCGCUUGCAGGUGGUCGGCGGUAAUAGCCGUUUCAGGGAGGUCGAGCGCGGAAGCGAUGGCUCGGUCGCGCUCUCUGCGCCGUGGCCGAUGUUCUAG
This is a messenger RNA of Postia placenta MAD-698-R-SB12, 2112 nucleotides long. RefSeq lists its product as hypothetical. The transcript is spliced from 10 exons. The record is from RefSeq and is a predicted model, not a curated record. NCBI's taxonomy places the organism in Eukaryota, Fungi, Basidiomycota, Agaricomycetes, Polyporales, Adustoporiaceae. Bases 1 to 2112 code for a protein of 703 amino acids.